AAAAGAUUGGCGGGUUAUGACCCCCAUACCAUUCUAUAAACCGCCAAUCUUUUUGUCACCAAGCCUAAGCCCCCUUUCGCAGGCUGACAGGAGCAUUAUUAUUGGCGGCACCGCUUUCGCCCACGCAAAACUGCUCUCUGUCUGUUACUCCCAAAGCUUGGCCGAGGAUCUAGCGGUUGAUCGUACCAUUCGGUUUCUCAAACUUCCACACGUCCACAAAAACACCACGGGCAUGCUACACUGUACAUCCCAACCAUGGUAUCAUAAGCGAGUCGCCGACCUGUACGCCGUUGUAUAACUGCUUUCUCCGUUCCCCCCUUUCUCUCAGUUCAUGUCCACCGUUCAUUCACUGCCCAGACGAAGCGAUUGCUUCCACCGCAGGACAGCAAGAGAAUUGUCCCGUCUCAACGCUUGAGCCACUCCCACGAUGCCGAAGCCCACAGAGAUCUUAUACUACCUAAUUCACGUGCAGGAAUUGCGAUCCAUCAUUCAAUGGAAAGUCUGGCACAAUCCUGUCCAUGAAAGGGACGAGUCCACGGAAACAGAGUCCACAAAGCAAUGUUUUUACUACUUGGACAAAACCAGUCGAAGUUUCAGCGCCGUUAUCAAAGAACUACACCCCGACCUCCUGCUACCUGUUUGCCUUUUUUACCUGGUUUUGCGCGGGCUGGACACGAUCGAAGAUGACACAUCCAUUUCCCUGGAAAUCAAGGAGCCGUUGCUGCGGAAAUUCCACGAAAACCUCGAGGUCGAUGGAUGGCACUUUGAUGGUAACAGACCAGAGGAGAAAGACCGCGAGUUAUUGGUAAACUUCAGAUAUGUUGUUGAAGAGUACAAAAAGAUGAAACCGGAGUACAAGGCCAUCAUCAAAGACAUCACCGUGAAGAUGGGGAACGGCAUGGCAGACUAUUGCUUGAAUGCCGAAUUUAACGAAGUGGGAGUCACUACCAUUGCCGACUAUGACCUGUACUGCUAUUAUGUGGCUGGACUCGUGGGCGAAGGCCUGACGAGGAUGUUCGUGGAAGGAAAAUUCGGUAACCCGGCCCUUCUGGAUAGACCUAACCUCCACAGGUCGAUGGGUCUUUUCUUGCAAAAGGUCAACAUCAUCCGGGAUGUUCGUGAAGAUUUCGACGACAACCGGAAAUUCUGGCCGCGGGAAAUCUGGUCGCAAUACGUGGAUGAAUUUGAAGAUUUGUUCAGGCCGGAAAACAGAGAGAAGGCUCUCAACUGCAGCUCCCACAUGAUCCUCAAUGCGCUUGAGCACGCCGAUGAGUGUCUUUUCUACUUGGCCGGAUUGAGAGAACAGAGCGUGUUCAACUUCUGCGCCAUCCCACAGUCCAUGGCGAUUGCGACGUUGGACUUGUGUUUCAGGAAUUACGCCAUGUUUCAACGCAACAUCAAAAUCACCAAAGGUGAAGCUUGCCAACUGAUGAUUGAGUCGACGCAGAACCUGCAGGUGGUGGCGGAGGUGUUUCGGAAACACCUGCACUCGAUUCGAAAUAAGAAUCGACCAGAGGAUCCUAAUUUCCUCAAGAUCAGCAUUGUUUGUGGGAAGGUGGAAAAGUUUAUCGAAACUAUCUUCCCGUCACAAAAGGUGGACGAAAUCAUCGCCAGGGGUAAGGCGGAUGAAGCCCGGGCGGCGGGCACAAAGGCGGAUACCGAAGUGAGCGACCGGAAGGAUACGCUGUACCUGUUCGGCGCAGUACUGUUAAUGCUGUUCGUCGUCACAAGUUCUAUGAUUCUCCUGGCGUGGUUGUUGGGUGCCCGCUUUGAUGUUGCCUUCGCAGAAUUGAAGAAAUCCUUUGGUGAGUUGACCGGAGGGACGGUCACUGGAAGGCCGGGCCAGACCCAGACUGCGGUCAGCCCCCCUGGUCAUAAAGAGCUAUGAUACGCUCGAUGCCGGGGUUCAUAUUUGGCACUUCAACUUGUAUAUUAAAUGCUAAUACAACCACCUUAUUUCGCUUCGUUACCCCAGAAGACCCUACAGCCCUGCGGGGCAAAGAAGUCCACUAUCGCUGGCAUGUCCCUUCCCAAAAGCAAGCACGGAUGUCAAAUUGCAACUCAGUCUCAUUCAUUGGCUGUUGUUGUGCCGAAGAUGUGCUGACAUCAACCACACAUGAUGCUCGAAACUGACAAUUGACAGCCCGAGAUAUAAUCUAUGAAGGGACCUGUUACCUUCGAGCAUACAUUCCUGUACCCUUUCUAUUAUUCCGGUGGCCGAAUUACCGGCGGGCACCUAGCACCUAGAGCUUGCUGUCAGUGGUGGCUGACCGACCAGGAUCUCUUCAUGUCUCUUCUUGCCGUGGGGAUCACGCCACAAGAGGAGAAAUAGAGCCCGAUGACAUGGUGCCUCUUGGGCAGUACUGCACGAAGACGCGCUCUGACUGCCUUUUCAACUCAUGUCUGAGUGGCUUGGUGUAACAGUACGUCAUCUUUACACAGAACGUGGAUUUACAUACUAGUACCAGCAAUGUCUGUCCAACUUUGACGGUAACUUCAUCUCACAGAGAGAGAUUUGCGGAACAGUUAUGAUUUGGACGACACUGUACAGCGCAUAGGGAGGGUUCGGUAAUGGCACCAACCCUGAAAGUGUCCUAAAGCGCGUGAACUCCAUAACCGGCCCUGCCCGGCCCGAGCCAGCAGGACCGUGUCUCUUCUCAAGGCUAAGGGCAUUCCAGGUACGGAGGCAGGGGAUAGCAUCGAGAGAUGAAGCGACCCUGGCCGAAUACUGUAUACUGGAACAAUGUCAGUCAUGUACCGGUCACCCUAUAGUAGUACUGUAGAUGAGAAACCCACGAAGAAGACCCGGGACCAGAGGUUGAGUGCGAGGAAUACGCGUCCCGGAGUUCUGCAAAGAAACAACGAAGUUUUGCAGUUGGUGCUGCGAAGCGCCACAACGUCAUCGUUAACCUGGAGUGCCGUUCAAG
Molecule: messenger RNA, 2927 nt
Organism: Exophiala dermatitidis NIH/UT8656
Lineage: Eukaryota; Fungi; Ascomycota; Eurotiomycetes; Chaetothyriales; Herpotrichiellaceae
Product: farnesyl-diphosphate farnesyltransferase
Exons: 3
Coding region: 428-1888 (486 amino acids)
Biological process (GO): farnesyl diphosphate metabolic process; ergosterol biosynthetic process
Cellular component (GO): endoplasmic reticulum membrane
Molecular function (GO): squalene synthase [NAD(P)H] activity
Source: RefSeq, a predicted model, not a curated record